GUUGAGCAUGUUGUUUACUUCUUUUGGUUUUGAAUGCAUUCUGAUCCCACUUUCUGGUUUUUAUUAUACUCUUUACAGUGAUUACUAAUCAGUAGUAGAGAAGUGUAAGAAGAUGGCAGAGGAUACUGACUUGAAUGGAGAUCCUAAAAGCAAGCAAGAGGCAAAGAAGAACGAGGCCAAAGAUGAACCCGCCAAAACAGUACCCUUAUACAAACUUUUCUCAUUUGCUGAUCCUUUGGAUCAUUUAUUGAUGUUUCUGGGAACUGUUGGUGCUUUUGGGAAUGGAGUUUCCUUGCCCUUGAUGACUCUGAUAUUCGGAAAUAUGAUCAAUGCAUUUGGAGGUAACAGUAACACCAAAGAAGUCGUUGAUGAAGUUUCCAAGGUGUCUCUGAAAUUUGUAUACUUGGCUAUCGGCACCUUUUUUGCGUCACUUUUGCAGUUGACUUGUUGGAUGAUCACUGGUGAGAGACAAGCCGCAAGAAUUAGAGGCUUAUACCUUCAAACUAUUUUGAGGCAAGAUGUCACCUUCUUUGACAAGGAAACAAGAACGGGAGAGGUUGUUGGAAGGAUGUCAGGUGAUACUGUUCUUAUUCAAGAUGCCAUGGGUGAAAAGGUGGGACAGUUCUUGCAGUUCAUGGCAACUUUCGUUGGAGGUUUUGUAAUAGCAUUCAUCAGGGGAUGGCUUCUAGCCGUCGUCAUGCUAUCUAGUAUUCCACCUCUAGCUUUCUGUGGUGCUAUGGUAGGCCUGGUUAUUUCAAAAGCAUCAUCCAGGGGACAACAAGCUUAUUCUAAAGCAGCAAGUGUAGUGGAGCAGACAAUCGGUUCUAUCAGAACUGUUGCUUCAUUCACUGGGGAGAAGCAAGCUAUAGUUAAUUAUAAUCAGUCCUUAGUCAAAGCUUACAAGGCUGGACUGCAAGAGGCACUAGCUUCUGGUUUUGGGUUUGGUGCUCUCUACUUUGUUUUUACCUGCAGUUACGGUUUGGCUAUAUGGUUUGGUGCAAAAAUGAUAAUAGAGAAAGGAUAUACAGGAGGACAGGUUGUGACAGUAAUGAUGGCUGUUUUGACUGGCUCCAUGUCUCUGGGACAGGCAUCUCCAAGCUUGAGCGCUUUUGCUGCUGGAAAAGCUGCUGCCUUUAAGAUGUUUGAAACAAUUAAGAGGAAUCCAGAAAUUGAUGCUUAUGACACUACGGGUCAGCAGCUUGAUGACGUUCGUGGAGAUAUAGAGCUUAGGGAGGUUUGCUUUAGUUAUCCUACAAGACCAGAUGAACUGAUAUUCAAUGGAUUUUCUCUUUCAAUACCACGUGGCACUACAACAGCUUUGGUAGGGGAAAGUGGGAGUGGGAAAUCCACAGUUGUUAGUUUGAUAGAGAGAUUUUAUGAUCCACAGUCAGGUGAAGUUCUCAUUGACAGUAUCAACCUUAAAGAAUUUCAACUGAAGUGGAUCAGACAGAAAAUAGGCCUAGUUAGCCAGGAACCUGUUCUCUUUACUUGCAGUAUUAAAGAGAAUAUUGCCUAUGGCAAGGAUGGUGCAACUGAUGAGGAAAUCAGAGCUGCAGCAGAAGUAGCCAAUGCUGCCAAAUUUAUAGAUAAACUUCCUCAGGGGCUAGACACAAUGGUUGGUGAGCAUGGAACUCAACUAUCUGGGGGUCAAAAGCAAAGAGUUGCAAUAGCAAGAUCAAUUUUGAAAGACCCAAGAAUCCUACUUUUGGAUGAAGCUACCAGUGCCCUUGAUGCUGAAUCUGAGAAAAUUGUGCAGGAGGCAUUGGACAGAAUAAUGAUAAACCGAACAACUGUCAUUGUUGCCCACCGCUUAAGUACUAUAAGGAAUGCGGAUACCAUUGCUGUUAUUCAUCAUGGAAAAAUAGUUGAAAGAGGUUCCCAUGCUGAGCUCACCAAAGAUCCUAACGGAGCCUAUAGCCAGCUCAUUAGAUUGCAAGAAAUUAAAGGAUCAGAAAAAAAAGCUGAAAAUGACAGAGACAAGCUAGAAAGUAUAGUGCAUUCUGGAAGACAAUCAAGUCAAAGAUCUUUCUUAAGAUCUAUAAGCCAACGGUCAUCAGGAGUUGGAAGCAGUCGUCAUAGCUCAUUCUCAGCAGCACAUGGUGUGCCAGUAUCAGUUGGCUUCUUGGAGCCUGCAAGAGGAGAACCUCAAGCACCUCCUUCAACUUCACCACAGGAAGUGCCAUUAUAUCGCCUGGCUUAUUUAAACAAGCCAGAGAUUCUAGUCUUACUGGCAGGGACUCUAGCUUCAGCAGUAAAUGGAGUUAUACUACCCAUUAUUGCAAUCUUUAUCUCCAAAAUGAUAAGUAUUUUCUAUGAGCCACAUGAUGAACUUCGUAAAGAUUCAAAACUCUGGGCAUUGCUAUUUGUUGCACUUGGUCUGGUAUCAUUUACCAUGAUGCCAUGUAGAUUCUACCUUUUUGGUGUUGCUGGAGGUAAGCUGAUCAAAAGGAUUCGGAAAAUGUGUUUUGAGAAAGUUGUUCACAUGGAAGUAAGCUGGUUUGAUGAAGCUGAACAUUCAAGUGGAGCAAUUGGAGCAAGGCUCUCUUCUGAUGCAGCUGCUGUUCGAGCUUUGGUUGGAGAUGCACUUGGUUUGCUGGUUCAAAAUCUUGCUACAGCUGUCGGCAGUUUGGUAAUUGCUUUUCAAGCAAGUUGGCACCUUGCUUUUAUAGUGCUUGCUUUGGCACCGCUAUUAGCACUAAAUGGAUACGCGCAAUUUAAGUUCUUGAAAGGAUUCAGCGCAGACGCAAAGAAACUGUAUGAGGAAGCAAGUCAAGUGGCAAAUGAUGCUGUAGGCAGUAUAAGAACAGUUGCUUCUUUUUGUGCUGAAAAGAGGGUGAUGGAAUUAUACCAGGAAAAAUGUGAAGGACCGAUUAAGGCGGGCAUAAGGCGAGGGGUAAUAAGUGGAAUCAGUUACGGGGCAUCAUUCUUCAUGCUUUACGCAGUUUAUGCAUGCAGUUUCUAUGCUGGAGCUCGACUAGUAGAGGAUGGAAAAUCAACAUUCUCAGAUGUUUUCCGUGUAUUUUUUGCAUUCAGCAUGGCAGCUAUGGGAAUCUCUCAAUCUGGCUCUUUGGUACCCGAUUCAACUAACUCAAAAAGUGCUGCCGCUUCUGUAUUUGCUAUUCUUGAUCGAAAGUCACAAAUUGACGCAAGUGAUGACUCUGGAUUGACGUUGGAAGAAGUGAAAGGAGAAAUUGAGUUUAAAAAUGUUAGUUUCAAGUAUCCUACGAGACCUGAUGUUCAAAUAUUCAGAGAUCUUUGCUUGACUAUUACUAGCGGCAAGACAGUUGCACUGGUUGGGGAAAGUGGAAGUGGAAAAUCAACAGUGAUCUCAUUGUUGCUGAGGUUUUACGAUCCAGACUCAGGUCACAUUACACUGGAUGGAAAAGAAAUAAAAAGCAUGCAAAUUAAAUGGCUAAGACAGCAGAUGGGUCUGGUGAGCCAAGAGCCUGUGCUGUUUAAUGAUACCAUCCGAGCCAAUAUUGCAUAUGGCAAAGGAGGGGAUGCAACAGAGGCAGAAGUUAUAGCUGCAGCAGAACUGGCAAAUGCUCACAACUUCACCAGUAGUUUGCAGGAGGGUUAUGACACAAUAGUAGGGGAAAGAGGAAUUCAGCUAUCUGGAGGGCAGAAACAACGGGUGGCAAUAGCACGAGCAAUAGUGAAGAAUCCAAAAAUAUUACUACUGGAUGAGGCGACUAGUGCACUUGAUGCAGAGUCUGAAAAAGUGGUUCAGGAUGCACUAGAGCGUGUUAUGGUGAACCGAACCACGGUAGUAGUGGCUCAUAGGCUAUCUACUAUAAAGGGUGCAGAUUUAAUUGCAGUAGUAAAAAAUGGUGUGAUAGCAGAGAAGGGAAAACACGAAGCACUACUGAGGAAGGAAGGUGAUUAUGCUUCCUUGGUUGCAUUGCAUACAAGUGCUUCUACAUCUUAGUGCCCUAACCCUAUACAGUUCUAGGCUGAUUAUAUCUCAGCAAAGUUUACUUGCUCGGCAUUUUUGUGCUUCUCCAUGAUGUAUCAAGUUUACAUGUCACUCUUGUGGCUUUAUUUAGGUGUAGUAUGCUGUCUGUUUUUGAAUUUUUCCUGGACUUUUAUUGGUUUUCGUAACACAUCUGUAUUAUAUUUAUGUCACUUUUUUUCAUUAUAAACA
Molecule: messenger RNA, 4144 nt
Organism: Vigna umbellata (rice bean)
Lineage: Eukaryota; Viridiplantae; Streptophyta; Magnoliopsida; Fabales; Fabaceae
Product: ABC transporter B family member 11-like
Biological process (GO): oligopeptide export from mitochondrion
Cellular component (GO): mitochondrial inner membrane
Molecular function (GO): ABC-type oligopeptide transporter activity; ATP hydrolysis activity; ATP binding
Source: RefSeq, a predicted model, not a curated record